Molecule: messenger RNA, 955 nt
Organism: Echinops telfairi (small Madagascar hedgehog)
Lineage: Eukaryota; Metazoa; Chordata; Mammalia; Afrosoricida; Tenrecidae
Product: cytochrome b5 type B
Exons: 5
Coding region: 88-525 (145 amino acids)
Cellular component (GO): intracellular membrane-bounded organelle; mitochondrial outer membrane
Molecular function (GO): heme binding
Source: RefSeq, a predicted model, not a curated record
GCUGGUGAGGGCCGAGCGCGGCGUGUACCUCUAGGAAGUUAGUUGGUGAAACCCAGGUAGCGGUGAAGCGGCGGCACUGCUGUCCUAAUGGCGACGGGGAAAGCUAGCAGCAGCGACGGGGAAGGGCCAGAGGUCGAGACCUCGGUCACCUAUUACCGGUUGGAGGAGGUGGCGAAGCGCAAUUCAUCGAAAGAAAUAUGGCUGGUGAUCCACGGGCGAGUCUACGAUGUCACCCGCUUUCUCGAAGAGCAUCCUGGAGGAGAGGAGGUCCUGUUGGAACAAGCUGGUAUCGAUGCAAGUGAAAGUUUUGAAGAUGUAGGCCACUCCUCUGAUGCCAGAGAAAUGCUAAAGCAGUACUAUAUUGGUGACGUGCAUCCGUGUGACCUUAAAACUGAUAGUGGCAAGGACCCUCUGAAAAAUAACUCGUGCAAAAGUUGCUGGUCGCUUUGGGUCCUCCCGAUCCUAGGCGCGGUUCUCUUAGGCUUCCUGUACCGUUACUACACGUCCGAAAGCAGAUCCUCCUGAGGAGGCCUUGGUGGAGCCUGGAAAGCACAGCACGUGGGAGUGAAACCAGAGACUUGCUUUGGGGGCUGCAGAAUUGUCCACCUCUUGAAUCCUGCCAGUUGUAUACUUUCCUGUGGCACCAAGGCAGCUGGCCGGAUAGCCACCGUGGACCUCGACCAGUGCCCUUCUUCUCCCAGAGCCUUAUCCCAAAAGCAUUUGCUCCCAUUGCUGUGUUCUUCUCAACAUUUCCCUCGUCCACAGCUCGCCACAAGUACCUGUCCAUUGAAAAACUUGUUCACGAUUAUAAUUGGUAUAUUAUGGUUAUAUUGCCAUUUGUAAGAAUGCCUGCGUUCCAAUAUUUUAAAUGUAUACCACACCAUCGCAGUCAGGCAGCACCUUCUGAGUUUUCCAUCUUGAUUUUAAGUAAAUACUAAGCUUCUAAAUGUUCACA